Hippoglossus stenolepis (Pacific halibut) is the source of this 1418-nucleotide messenger RNA. RefSeq names its product cytokine receptor common subunit gamma-like. The transcript has 8 exons. Gene Ontology annotation, molecular function: cytokine receptor activity; protein binding. Gene Ontology annotation, cellular component: external side of plasma membrane. The coding region runs from base 71 to 1117 and encodes 348 amino acids. NCBI's taxonomy places the organism in Eukaryota, Metazoa, Chordata, Actinopteri, Pleuronectiformes, Pleuronectidae. The record is from RefSeq and is a predicted model, not a curated record. Gene Ontology annotation, biological process: cytokine-mediated signaling pathway.
AGCGUAGAGCAUCAGAGGCAGAAAUACAUCAUUCGAUGCAGCGAUACUCUGAUGUAGAAGUAGACCUACGAUGAUCCUGUUUGUGUUACACACGAUGGCGACUAGACUGCUCCUACUUCUCUGUCUGUCUGGACACGUAUUUUCCAAAGAACCACCUGAUGUGGACUGUUGGGUGAUUCAUCUGGAACAUGUCAACUGUUCCUGGAAUAAACAAGGGACCCCAGACGUCAAUUACACCUUCUACAGUUGGUUCCAGAGUGACAAAAAGAACUGCACCACCUAUGUGUCCGAGAACAGCAUGAACACUGGAUGUAUCCAACCCUACGACGAGCUGUUAACCAGAAGGUUCCUCACGUUUCACACACGACUGUCACACGGCAACAAGACAUGCGAGAAGGAGCAUCAACUGAAACAAAGAGUGCUGUUAUAUCCACCAAUCAACCUGACUGUCAAGAAUGGCUCGGACUAUAACCUGUGGUUUUACUGGAACCAGACUGCUGCGCAUUGUGCGGCGAGUGAAGUUCGCUUCAGGGUCAACGACAAGAAUUGGGAGAAUUCUCUGGUCAGUAUUGGGACUCAGAAAUACUGCAUCAACUUGCCUUCCAGCAGUUCCAGGUAUGAGCUGCAAGUGAAGAGCAGAGUGGGGAAAGACUGCGGAGAGUCUUCUAACUGGAGUAGCUGGAGUGAGCCUGCAGUCUGGGGAUCCAACAACAGCAUAGACACCAAUGCAGAUGUGUCUACGUGGACUCCACUGCUUUAUGUGGUCGCUGCUGUUGUUCUCAUCCUGUUUGUCGUGAUGUUGGUGCCCAAUGAAAGGCUCCGAAUCAUCCCAAUCCCUGUAAUUCCAAAGCCAUCCCUGGUCCUUUACGACAUUGAGGAUUGGCCUCAAUUCUCCAAAGGCCUGAAGGGGAAUUUGAGCUACAACGAGCACGCCUGUCCUGUCCGGGAGUACUGCCACGUCUCUGAGUCCGACAGCGACAGCUCUGAUGGCUCCACCUGCUCCGUCACCACUGACCAAACCGAUUGCUCCGUCUCCAUCGCUGUGAACAAUGCAGACGACCUUUCCACCUCCGCAGGUCUUCUCUCCUCUCAGGAGGAGGAGCAGGUCUCUGUGUAGGAGGCCUCUCAGUCAGGGUCGGGGUUUGCCGUGACUUUUCGAUCAGGAAAUUCUUAUACUGACAGACACAUCUAAGAAUACAUGAUGUAUGCUCUUUAAAUUCUCCUUGUCAGAUGAUAUCAUAGUAUAUUGAAACACUUAAAGGCAAACAAUUAAAUCUAAAUUAUUUAGUGUGUACGGAGUCCAACCACAAGAUGCAAAAACCCAGCUUCACUAUUUUUGAAUGUAACUUUGUCAGGAGAGACAUGGUCUUAAGAAGAAGCUGCAAUAAAAUGACCCAUCGAAAAUCUAUAUAAGCAAA